Messenger RNA from Myripristis murdjan (pinecone soldierfish), 1262 nucleotides. It is a transcript of the gene gadd45ab, whose product is annotated as growth arrest and DNA-damage-inducible, alpha, b. The transcript has 4 exons. The coding region runs from base 85 to 558 and encodes 157 amino acids. The record is from RefSeq and is a predicted model, not a curated record. Gene Ontology annotation, cellular component: cytoplasm; nucleus. Gene Ontology annotation, biological process: regulation of cell cycle. Lineage: Eukaryota; Metazoa; Chordata; Actinopteri; Holocentriformes; Holocentridae.
GGCCAGUCUGCCCGGACUCGUCGUUACUGGAACAACAGGAGCUGCAACUCCGCUGUGGAUAUUCUGGGACACCUGCCCGAUCGGAUGUGCAAUAUGACUUUUGAGGAAACCAGUGGAGAUAAUUCUUCAGAAAAAAUGGAAUCUGUGUCAAAAGCAUUGGAGGAAGUCCUCAGCGCUGCGUUACCUCAAGGUUGCAUCACUGUCGGGGUCUAUGAGGCAGCAAAGUCACUGAAUGCAGAUCCAGACAAUGUGGUCUUGUGUCUGCUGGCCACAGACGAGGAGGAGGAUGUGGCUCUUCAAAUUCAUUUCACCUUAAUCCAGGCAUUCUGCUGUGAGAAUGACAUCAACAUCCUGCGAGUGAGCAACAUGAGGCGUCUGGCAGAGAUACUAGGUGGAGUGAAACCUGGAGGGGAGCCCAUGGACUUGCAUUGCGUGCUAGUUACUAACCCUCAGUCGUCACAGUGGAAAGACCCUGCGCUGAGCAAAGUCAACAGAUUCUGCAGAGACAGUCGGUGUUUGGACCAGUGGGUGCCUGUCAUUAACCUGCCUGAUCGAUGACCCAGCAAAGACUUCAAAUGUUUUGCGUGUGUUGGGGAAAAAAACAACUGCACUAGACCUGUGUUAAUGUCUGUGUGGGACUUGGAUGGGCUCCAGUGAAAAGAGGAAUAGAUGGGAGGGGCAGAAAAAGAAGAUAAGGGAGAGAAACGUUCCAACACAUUUCCCGGGUCAGAGUGGAUUUACCAGCCGAGGAAGAGUGACUCAGCAAUCUGAGUUACAGGAUUUCCAAAGAAUGACUGUGCCUUUCUCCGUCGAGAAAGGAAAAACCCUUUACGGGAAACUGAAUCAUGUGAGUGGACAAACACGUGGUGGUGAGCACACACUUGAGCACAAGACUGGGAAAGCAGACAGAGAACCUCAGUUGACAAGACUCCAAGAGCUGGACUGUGCUGGAAAGGAGCGGUCUGAGCUUGUGGCUCAAGCAAUUCCUCAUGAAAAUUACGCCAAAUCUAAGAAUUUCUCUUAAAGCACAUUUAUUUAAUGCUGUUUCGUAUUUUAUGACCUGUCACUCUGAUCAUUCAAAAGGGAAAGUCAUAACAGGUUAUCAUAAGGGCAAUGCAAUGUAUUAACUGGUCCACUAACUGUUUUUAUGUGUUUUCAUUAAAUUAAUGACUUGUAUUUAUUUUGCAUAGUUUAUCAAGUACUACUUUGUUGAUAAGUUGAAUAAAAUAAAUCAAAACAUAAAUAGUUUAUGAGGUGUUUUU